Molecule: messenger RNA, 291 nt
Organism: Soboliphyme baturini
Lineage: Eukaryota; Metazoa; Nematoda; Enoplea; Dioctophymatida; Soboliphymatidae
Source: the annotation of a GenBank genome assembly
AUGAAAAUGUGCAACAAGUCACCUAGAGGACGAGUGAAUGACAGGCGAAGGCGGAAAGGCAACCAGAACCAACGCUUGAACGGCGACAGCUGUCCGCUCGGCUGUGGACUGUGGUGGCAGACCAAUCCGGCAGGCCGGCCAUCCGGCCGGAAGUCUUCGCUGUCCUCGUACCUCGCCGGCAACUUCGAUUUCGCAUCAACGAACGGUCCUCACAUUCGUCGACAGUCAGCGAGAAACGGGCUGAUUGGCCGGUCUGCCUACCAGCUUUGCAGAACGCCCGGCCGGAACUGA